Messenger RNA from Galeopterus variegatus (Sunda flying lemur), 3333 nucleotides. It is a transcript of the gene TMEM132A, whose product is annotated as transmembrane protein 132A. The record is from RefSeq and is a predicted model, not a curated record. The coding region runs from base 1 to 3066 and encodes 1021 amino acids. The transcript has 11 exons. NCBI's taxonomy places the organism in Eukaryota, Metazoa, Chordata, Mammalia, Dermoptera, Cynocephalidae.
AUGUGCGCCCGGACGGCGGGGCGAGCUGCAGCGGCCCCCCGGGGGCCCCCCGGCGCCUGGCUCUGCGUCCUGGUGGCCCUCGUCCUGGACGUCGUGAGAGUGAGCUGUGAUCAGGACUCCCUGGACCCUGUCUACCUGCCGGCAGCCCUGGAGCUCCUGGAUGCUCCUGAGCACUUCCGUGUGCAGCAAGUGGGCCGCUACCCACCUGCCAACUCCUCUCUGGGCUCCCGAUCUGAGACUUUUUUGCUUCUGCAGCCCUGGCCCAGGGCCCAGCCACUUCUCCGGGCCUCCUACCCACCUUUUGCCACUCAGCAGGUGGUCCCUCCUCGGGUCACUGAGCCCCACCAACGGCCAGUCCCCUGGGAUGUGCGGGCUGUUUCAGUGGAAGCAGCUGUGACUCCAGCGGAGCCCCACGCCCGCGUCCUUUUCCACCUCAAAGGGCAGGAUUGGCCGCCAGGGCCUGGCAGCCUGCCCUGCGCCUGGCUGCAUGCCACACACCCUGCAGGCACUGCUCAGCGAGCCUGCCGCUUCCAGCCACCCCUGGGUGCCUGUGUGGUGGAGCUGGAGUUCCCCCCACACUGGUUCUCCCAGGGCUCUACCACACGGGCCGAGCUAGCCUACACUCUGGAGCCCUCAGCCGAGGGUCCUGAGGGCUGUGGCUCCAGUGGGGAGGAAGGCCCUGGGGAACAAGCCCUCCCAGUUGGUGGUGUGGAGCUGCGCUCAGCAGACCCCCCGCAGUACCAGGAGGUACCUCUGGAUGAGGUGGUGACUCUGCGGGUGCCUGAUGUGCCAGUGAGGCCCGGCCAGAUCUUCAGUGCCACUCUUCUGCUUCGGCACAACUUCACAGCCAAUCUCCUGACCCUGCGGAUCAAGGUGAAGAAGGGGCUGCAUGUGACAGUGGCCCGCCCAGCCCACCCCACCCUCUGGACUGCCAAGCUGGACCGCUUCAAGGGCUCCAAACACCACACCACCCUCAUCACCUGCCAGCGUGUUGGGCCCACAGGGCCAGACUCCAGCCCCCUUGAACUGUCCGAAUUCCUGUGGGUGGACUUCAUGGUGGAGAAUGGCACUGGUGGGAGCGUGGCAGUCACUCGCCCUGUCACAUGGCAGCUGGAGUACCCAGGCCAGGCCCCCGAAGCGGAGAAGGACAAAAUGGUGUGGGAAAUCCUGGUGUCAGAGCGGGACAUAAGAGCCCUUGUCCCACUAGCCAAGGCUGAGGAGCUGGUGAACACGGCACCACUGACUGGAGUGCCCCGGCGUGUGCCUGUGCGCCUUGUCACUGUGGAUGGCGGGGGAGCACUGGUGGAGGUGACAGAGCACAUUGGCUGUGAGUCAGCCAACACACAGGUUCUGCAGGUGUCUGAGGCCUGUGAUGCUGUGUUCGUGGCUGGCAAGGAGAGCCGGGGCGCUCAGGGAGUGCGGGUGGACUUCUGGUGGCGCCGACUGCGGGCCUCGCUGCGGCUGACCGUGUGGGCCCCGAUGCUGCCUCUACGCAUUGAGCUGACCGACACCACCCUUGAGCAGGUCCGCGGCUGGCGGGUCCCCGGCCCAGCUGAAGGGGCGGUGGAGCCGGAGGCGGUGGCAGUGGUGGAAGAGGCCGAGCGGCGCGCCCGCGGCUGCCGCCUACAGUACCAGCGUGCCGCCGUGCGCUUCCUCGUCUCCUUUGCAGCCCACCCGCUGGAUGGUGGCCGCCGCCUCACCCACCUGCUCGGCCCCAACUGGCUGCUGGAUGUGUCCCAUCUCGUGGCGCCGCACGCCCGAGUGCAGGACCCCCGCGUAGCCUCGCUGGAGGGUGGCCGCAUCCUGGUGGGCCGGGAGCCUGGUGUCACCUCCAUCGAGGUGCGCUCCCCGCUGUCUGACUCCAUUCUGGGGGAGCAGGCGCUGGCUGUGACGGACGACAAGGUCUCGGUGCUGGAGCUCCAGGUGCAGCCAGUGAUGGGCAUCUCACUGGCCCUGAGCCGGGGCACUGCCCACCCUGGGGAGGUCACAGCCACAUGCUGGGCACAGUCAGCCCCUCCUGCCCCAAAGCAGGAGGUGGCCCUCUCCCUAUGGCUGUCCUUUUCUGACCACACCCUGGCCCCUGCCGAGCUCUACGACCACCAUGACCUGGGACUGUCCAUUUCAGCCGAGGAGCCUAGUGCCGUCCUGCCAGCUGAGGAGCAGGGUGCCCAGUUCAGGGUGGUGGUGAGUGGGGUGGGUGCCGAGGGGCUGCCCCUGCAUGUGACUCUGCAUCCGCCUGAGCCCUGCCGCCGGGGCCGCCACCGUGUGCCCCUGGCCUCUGGCACUGCCUGGCUUGGGCUGCCCCCUGCUCCCACCCUUGCCCGUGCUCUCCCAUCUAGCCCUGCCCAGAGCCCACCAGCCACAGAGGCCAGUAUGGGUGGUGAACGGCAGGCAGUGGGCAGUGUGGGGGAUGGCAUGGGUGUGAGGGGCAAGUUUGAGCGGACAGAGGAGGCCAGGAAGGAGGAGGUGGAAGCCAGGGAGGAGGAAGAAGAGGAGGAGAUGGUCCCCGCCCCUCAGCGUGUCACCGACCUAGAGCUGGGCAUGUACGCCCUGCUGGGCAUCUUCUGUCUGGCCAUCCUCAUCUUCCUGGUCAAUGGUGUGAUCUUCGUGCUGCGCUACCAGCGCAAAGAGCCUCCCGACAGCGCCACCAACCCCACCUCCCCCCAGCCCCACAACUGGGUCUGGCUGGGCACUGACCAGGAGGAACUGAGCCGCCAGCUGGACCGGCGGCCCCCUGGCCCGCCCAAGGGGGAGGGAGGCUGCCCCUGUGAGAGUGGGGGAGGAGGGGAGGCCCCGACCCUUGUCCCUGUCUCUCCUGGGGGCACCACCAGCUCCUCGAGCACCCUGGCCCGAAAGGAAGCUGGGGGGCGGCGGAAGCGCGUGGAGUUUGUGACAUUUGCACCAGCCCCUCCAGCCCAGCUGCCUGAGGAGCCUGCAGGGGCCCCUGCUGUGCAGUCCAUCCUGGUGGCGGGUGAGGAGGACAUCCGCUGGGUGUGUGAGGACAUGGGGCUGAAGGACCCCGAGGAGCUUCGUAAUUACAUGGAGAGGAUCCGGGGUAGCUCCUGACCCCUCCCCAGCCUGCCUGGCCCAGUGUCGUGGGCCACCAGCCUGGGCAGCAGGUGGAGGUCCCAGCGAGCCUCUGGCCUGUCCCUACUGCUCCUCCUCUGGUGCUUGUUUCCAAGUCCCUUGCCUGGUCCCCCUCAAGGACUCCCACCCAGGCCCCCUUUGCCCUGCCCCUUGGGACCAUGGUCGUGAGGAACAGCUUAUGCCCCUUAUUUAUGGGAACCAUUUCAUUCUCUUGUUGGGUACAGAAUAAACUGAGAAGGAAACCAU